Messenger RNA from Frankliniella occidentalis (western flower thrips), 2543 nucleotides. Its product is annotated as E3 SUMO-protein ligase ZBED1-like. Gene Ontology annotation, molecular function: DNA binding; protein dimerization activity. NCBI's taxonomy places the organism in Eukaryota, Metazoa, Arthropoda, Insecta, Thysanoptera, Thripidae. The record is from RefSeq and is a predicted model, not a curated record. The coding region runs from base 84 to 2291 and encodes 735 amino acids. The transcript has 3 exons.
CUCUUCUUCACUCACACACACUCCGUCCGGCGUCCGGCGCCUCGCUCUGUUUAUGUUCAAGCCAUUGAAACUAAAGAUUUCACAUGAAUGAAGAAUAUGCGGUGGACGAUCCAGGUAUUCCUGUAACCGAACCUGCUGACAACACAAGUAAUGACAAUGCCAACGUUCGUGUUACCAGAAGUGGGAAAAAGACAUUGCUAGACCACUUUCCAAAAACGUCUGAAAACAAUGCCAGUGCAAGUGAAAAUUCUGAAGAAACAAGUGCCAACGGUAGUGCACAGAAAGAAGACAGUAAUAGUUGCGAACUGCAGAAAGAACUAGAAAGUCUGUCAGAGGAGGAAAAGAAAAUAGUUCAUUCAUCAGGUUCCCUUGUGUGGCUUUAUUUUUUUAAGUCGACAACUAAUAAAGAAGAAGCUAUCUGCAAGCUGUGUAAAUCAGUAAGAAAAACUGGAGCUAGUGGUUCUACCAAAACACUUUCCAACCACUUAGAAAAUUCUCAUGUAAAAGAAUUCCAUAAAUUUACUAAACUGAGCACAAUUAAGAAGAAAUUACUGCAACUAACCAAGUCAAAGGUGGACCCACUCACUGAAUCUAAGAGCCAGCCUACUUUAUUAGAUUUGAAGGGAUCAUUUGGCUCCCUUCCUGCAAAAUCUCUACGGGCAAAAGAUAUUACCAAAGCUAUUGCCAUUUUUUUGUGUAAAGGGCUUCAUGCAUAUGAUACUGUUACGGAGGAAGGUUUUAAAUAUUUAAUUUGGAAAUUAGAACCAAAGUAUAAUAUUCCACACCGGACAACAUUUUCUAGGAGUAUUAUACCAAAACUCUAUGAAGAGGUUAGGUCUGCCCAAAUGCAGUACUUGAAAAAAGUUGUCAACACACUGGAGUCAAUCACAAUCACCACUGACUUGUGGUCCUCAAGGGCAAAGGAUCCAUUCAUAUCUUGUACAGUUCAAUUUUUUGAAAGUUCAGAAGAUUGUUUUGAAUUGGUACAUUUAUUAAUUGACUGCAGACCUUUUCCCCAUCCACACUCAGCAGAGAGAAUUUGUGAAGCUGCAUAUGAAAUGUUGGAAGACAUUAGUGUUGAUGCUGAAAAAGUAAAAGUGUACUUUGUUACAGACAAUGACUCCAAAAUGCUUUUAGCCUUACAGCAGCCCAGUGCUGCAAAAUCAGCUGAUCCAUCACAGCCAGAUAUUCUUCGGAGCCAAAGGCCAUGGAAGCAUAUCCCUUGCUUCGACCACACCUUGCAGCUGGCCAUUUCUGAUACGAGGAAGGAUAUUGGAGCAAACACUGUGAUAGAAAAAGUAAGUGCCAUAGUUAGCAGAUACAGCUACAGCACUCUUGCAAAACAGAAUCUUCAGAAGUUCCAGAAAGAAACAAACACAGUGGAACAUCAAAUGGUGAAAAAUGUUGCAACCAGGUGGAACUCUGAAUAUUUAAUGCUGUCCAGAUUUCUAGAGCAGAGGGCAGCAAUAACCCUCGAACUGAGUGAUUCAGGAGAAGACGGACUCACAUCACAGCAGUGGAAACUAAUUGAAGGGUAUGUGCAAGUUUUGAAACAUAUUGCUGAGUACACUGCUGAUCUUGGCAGUACAAAGCAACCUACAUUAUCAAUGGUAAAUUCAGUGCUUUUUGAAAUUAAAAAUACAUUAGAUGAAUUUUUAAGAAAGCCAUCAAAUAAGGGAAGUGGGAUUCAAUUUGCAAGAGCCCUGUUUAACAAUGUGAAGUUACGUUUCCCUGAUUGCAAAUAUAAGGACAAUGACCAGUACGUACUUGCAACAUUAUUGGAUCCUCGAUUCAAGGCCUUACUGAUGGAUGAAGAGGAAGCCCAAGAUAAAUUGGUUCGAGCAGCCCUAAAAAAGAAAAUGGAGAAAGGGGGUGAGUUUGUCUCUCCAUUGUCAAGUCCAGACAAAACAACUGAUGGCGAAUCAGCUCCCAAGAAAUCUAAAUGGAGUAAUUUGGGGAAACUUACCAAAUCAAAGGCUGAACAGCAUUCCGAUAACUCUGAUCUUCUAAGUAAAGAGGUGCAAAUUUACUUGUCUUUGCCAACGAUUGAUGUGGAGACUGGGGAUGCUAUCAAAUGGUGGAAGACAAACGGACAUUCUUUUCCCAACCUCCUACCACUGGCUUCAGAAUACCUGGGUAUUUGUGCCACUGAAGUUCCAUCUGAGAGAGUGUUCUCUGAUGGUGGCAAUACUGUGGGGCCCAAACGUACCUGUUUGCUGACAGAACAUGUCAGAGAAAUAGUGUUUUUGCAUGGAAAUUUAAAAAUUCCAAAAAUUUUCAAAAGCUUGUGAUAAAUGUUGCCAUUUUCAAUCCCUAGUCUAUGAUAACUUUGUCUCAUUAAGACAAAUUUAGUUUAAUUUCCUUUGAUCAAAAGACUAGUCUAAUUUAAUUACUAAAUAUUAUACUCCAAAGACAAGUCUAAUUACUCAAAUAUAUUCCAAAGACUAGUCUAAUUUAAUUACUUAAGUAUAGUCCAUUUUUAUAACUUUAUGAUGUUUCAAAGACUGGAUCUAUAAAGUAUUUGUUUUUUUUAUGUUAUGUGA